This is a messenger RNA of Rhizopus microsporus ATCC 52813, 972 nucleotides long. Its product is annotated as S-adenosyl-L-methionine-dependent methyltransferase. The record is from RefSeq and is a predicted model, not a curated record. The transcript is spliced from 7 exons. NCBI's taxonomy places the organism in Eukaryota, Fungi, Mucoromycota, Mucoromycetes, Mucorales, Rhizopodaceae. Gene Ontology annotation, molecular function: methyltransferase activity. Bases 1 to 972 code for a protein of 323 amino acids.
AUGGGGAAUAAACUGUCAUAUCAAUCUAGAAAAAAACGUAUCAGUAAUUCAACUACAGCAAAGAAAUCUUCGAUUCAAGGCAACUCAUCAUCUUUGAUAGACGAAAAACAUCACGAUACGGAUAGUAACACCCAUACGAGCAGCGUCUGUACGAGUGGAAGAAAGUCUUCUCAGGUAUCAACCACAACUUACUGGUUUCCAAACCACAAUGAUGAGCUAGAUCGAUUAAGUAGCCAACAUUUUGCCUUGAAAAUUCUUUUUGAAGGAAACAUUUCAAGUCACAUCUUGAAUCGACUGAAUAUGGAAAACUCGGUUGUCUUGGAUUUGGGGUGUGGUCCUGGUACUUGGCUUAUGGAUGUAGCAACUGAAUUUCCUGGAAGCCAAUUUUACGGCAUUGAUAUCUUUGAUUUAUUUCCUAGCAACAUUCGACCAGCAAAUGUCACUUUCCAGGUGCGUGAUGCCUUGGAAGGUUUACCUUUUCCGGAUAAUACGUUUGAUCUGGUAAAUUUGAGAAUGUUUAUUAUAUCUAUAAAAGCCAACGAAUGGCCGGUUGUAUUAAAAGAAAUAUACCGGGUAUUAAAACCUGGAGGAUUCAUACAGUGUUGUGAGUGCAGUAUGCUUGAAAGAGGAAAUGAAUUUGUCUUAAAGGCGGGACGAGCAUUUACAGAAAGUGUCAUCGAUAGGGAACAAGAUCCAUAUGUUGCUCACAAGAUGGAUAAAACGUUACAGGCCGCAGACUUUAAUAUCCUCAAUUUUGAAACAAAAGACAUCUACUUUGGCAAAACAGAUGCACUCAAUAAAGAGUUUUUAUGGGAUAUCGUCAUGAUAUUCAAAAGCGCUCAGCCUGUCAUAGAGGAACGAGUUGGAUAUACGGGAGAGGACUAUGAACAAUUUUUGGAGCUAUUUAAUGCCAACCUUCAAAAGAAACCAGACGCCAUAUGGACAUUUUAUCGUUGCGUUGGACAAAAGUAA